This is a messenger RNA of Castor canadensis (American beaver), 2074 nucleotides long. RefSeq names its product transmembrane protein 151A (gene Tmem151a). The record is from RefSeq and is a predicted model, not a curated record. Lineage: Eukaryota; Metazoa; Chordata; Mammalia; Rodentia; Castoridae.
CUCGGGCUGGGGUUCGGCGCACUCCUCCACGGCCGCCGAGCCGAGCGGACGCCCCACGGGGCCGCACCGCAGUCCUCUGCUCCCCGCCUAUCAUGCCCCGGGCCCCGGCUCGGGCCGCCGGAGCAGUCAGGACACCAUGCCCGAGGGCGGCGGUGGCGACGGCGGGGAGGUGCCCGCGCUCAUCCCGGACGGCGAGCCGCUGCGGGAGGAGCAACGACCCUUGAAGCAGUCCCUGGGAAGCUCCCUGUGCCGAGAGUCGCACUGGAAGUGCCUGCUGCUCACAUUGCUCAUCCAUGCCUGCGGGGCUGUGGUGGCCUGGUGUCGCCUGGCCACGGUGCCACGGCUGGUCCUUGGGCCUGAGGCAGCCUUGGCCCGUGGGGCUGGUGGCCCACCGCCUACCUAUCCGGCCAGCCCCUGCUCGGAUGGCUACCUGUAUAUCCCGCUGGCCUUUGUCUCCCUCCUCUACCUCCUCUACCUGGCCGAGUGCUGGCACUGCCACGUGCGGUCAUGCCAGGCACCUCGCACUGAUGCCAACACCGUGCUCGCCCUGAUCCGCCGCCUGCAGCAGGCCCCGCCCUGCGUCUGGUGGAAGGCCACCAGCUACCACUACGUGCGCCGCACGCGCCAGAUCACCCGCUACCGCAACGGCGACGCCUACACCACCACGCAGGUCUAUCACGAGAGGGCCGACAGCCGCACCGCCCGGGGCGAGUUUGACUACUCGGCUCACGGCGUCCGCGACGUCUCCAAGGAGCUCGUGGGCCUGGCUGACCACGCGGCCACGCGGCUGCGCUUCACCAAGUGCUUCAGCUUUGGCAGCGCGGAGGCCGAGGCGUCGUACCUCACGCAGCGGGCCCGCUUCUUCGGCGCCAACGAGGGCCUGGACGACUACCUGGAGGCCCGCGAGGGCAUGCACCUGAAGGACGUGGACUUCCGCGAGUCCCUCAUGGUCUUCGCUGACCCCCGCAGCCCGCCCUGGUACGCCCGUGCCUGGGUCUUCUGGCUCGUGUCGGCGGCCACGCUGUCCUGGCCACUGCGUGUCGUGGCAGCCUAUGGCACAGCCCACGUGCACUACCAGGUGGAGAAGCUUUUCGGAGCCAGCUCGCCGCCUCCGGGGGCUGUGCCCAGCGGGCCACCGCUGUCCCGCGUGGCCACAGUGGACUUCACCGAGCUCGAGUGGCACAUCUGCUCCAAUCGGCAGCUGGUGCCCAGCUACUCGGAGGCAGUGGUGAUGGGCGCGGGCUCCGGCGCCUACCUGCGCGGCUGCCAGCGCUGCCGUCGUUCGGUCAGCAGCAACUCGCUGCCCCCCGCCCGGCCCAGCGGGCCCCGCCUGCCCUUCAGCCGCAGCCGCCUGUCGCUAGGCGCUGGGGGCCGCGCCACGCCCGGGGUCUUCCGCAGCCUGAGCGGGGGGCCGUUGGGGCGCCGUGGAGAGGACACGGAGCCCCUGGAAAGCCCUCCGUGCUACGAGGAUGCCCUUUACUUCCCGGUGCUCAUCGUUCACGGGGACAGCGGCUGCCGGGGGGAUGGGCAGGGUGCACUCUGAGACCGCUACGGCCCCAGGGCAGCCCCCUCCUCACCGUCCUUAGAUGCCUGAGCAAUUGUCCAAAACAGAAGGGAAAACAGGCCAGCCAUGCACAAGGGGUGGGGAUGGGGUGGGGUCCUUAGGCUAAAAUGCCUGACUUCUUGUCAUUUUGAGGGGAAGUGGACACCACCUAAAUUGAGUCCAUGAUCCGUCCCCAGCAUGGCUUCCCCCCCCACCACCACAUUCCACCCACUGUGAUGGUAGAUGAUCUGGCUUGGAGCCUUUCACAGUUGGCAGGGGAGGAAGCUUCCAGAAAGACUGGGGUGGGGAGGAGUCCUGGGGACAGCUGUUGCCUGCAGCCAAGGGCUACCUGUGAGCUCCUCCCCGUCAUGGCUGAGGCCACAUCGGAGCAACCCAGAAGCACAAACUGGCAGUUUGGGGCUGUGCCCAGCAGGGCUGGCCUCCCUGAAGCUGAAGAGCUGGCUAUGGGAGCACCAGGCUUGGCCCCAUCACUGCCCAAAGUUCCCCUCUUCCUCCCCUGCUGGGUCCCUC